AAGGGAGAGGAGACUGUAGCCAAAGUGGCUAGCUAGCAAAAAAACUGAAAAUAGUAAUGGACUUGUCAUGAAACUUUAAGGAAUGUCUCUCUCAUCACACAGCCAGAUGCAGAUGAAGAAAAAACAGCCUCGGUGCUUCAUGUGCAUGAGAUGAGCACAGAUGAGCAGUGUGUGUUUAUGUAGUGAAACUGCUCUUGUUCGUGUGAAUGAGUUGUAGAUGCUUUAGCUAAUGGUUAGCAGUCUAUUAUCAACAAGCUAAUGCGAAAUGCCAGUGUCGUCGUCAUUUUCCACCCAGAUCUUUCUUUUGAAAACGAAAAGGGGGAAUCAAUUCUCUAAAGUGAUGACAAGGACUAUGGUGUUCACAUGACCAACAUUUCCCAUUCACAUGGGAAGAUUCUGCAGUUAGCAUCUAACGGUCAGCAGUUAGGACCGUCUCAUGCCCUCACCUGCCCAGGUGUGUAAGGAUGAAGAAGAUCAGUCUCAAGAUGAUCAGAAAGUCACUUAACAUAAAGGGCAAAGAAGAUGGGGAUUUUGUCAUGCUCCAGCAGCCAUCUUUAGCUGCUGAGUUCACCAAGGACGACUCUGUCUUUGGAGGUUGUUACACUAAAGCUCUGGUUGGUUGUGAUCUUAACGUGGAGGAUGAGAAGGGUUACAAGAACAGAUCGAAGAGUGAGAGUCUUAUGGGCACUCUAAAAAGGAGGCUGUCUACAAAACAGAAAGCUAAAGUCAAAGGGGGCCCCUCAGCAGUGGGCUCUGGAGAUGACGAUGACUCCUUCUCUUCCUCGUCAGUCCCAAUAAGCUUUAAUGAAGUCAAAGCCCAGCGCCCUUUAAGAUCCUCGUCUCUCCGAAGCCAUCAUUACAGCCCUUCUCCAUGGCCUUUCAGGCCUGUGAGUUCAGAGGAAGCUUGCAUCAAGAUGGAGGUGAAGUUAAAAGCCAUGGUCCACUCUCCCAACCUUAGUCCCUCCCUCAAUGGCAUCAGAAAGGAGAUCCAUGAUGUCCAAUUAGAAGGUCUGUUCCAAGAUCAGAGAGACUCUUUGAAGGACAUGGAGGCUCAAAGUGGUAACUUGCAUUUGAACAUUGAGGAUCAUGUGCCUAUUGGACUCACACCUCAGGACUACAUCCAGUACACAAUGCCUUUAGAUGACGGAAUGUACCCUGGUUCAUCCCAGUCUUUUUGCUUAGAUGUCCCCUUGCCUAUGGAAGUGGUAGAUCAAGUCGAAUCUAACUCGCUUCACAUGGACCAGGCCCAAGAUGAUCUCAUGCCAUCAGACAUUCUUAUGGACCAGUCAGUGAAUGGGCACCUACCUGGUACUCCAUCAAUGGUCUUUUCCAAUUCCAGAGCCGAUACACCUUUAUUUUCUCCCUCACUCUCACCUCUUUCCACAAUUGAAAUUCCAAGGACCCUCUCCGGAUUCAGUGGUGCAGACUCUCACGUUGUGGAGAGAGUGAGGCAUCAUCUGAACUUUGAUCCCAGUUCUGCUCCCGGUGUUAGCAGAGUGUAUGAUUCUUUCCAAAACAGUGGACCCAUGGUUGUUACAAGCCUUACAGAGGAACUUAAAAAACUGGCCAAGCAGGGUUGGUACUGGGGACCUAUAACUCGAUGGGAGGCGGAGGAGAAGCUAAUCAACCUUCCAGAUGGUUCCUUUUUGGUGAGGGACAGCUCAGAUGAUCGCUAUCUCCUCAGCUUGAGCUUUCGGUCACAGGGAAAGACGCUCCAUACCAGGAUUGAACACUCAAACGGCAGGUUCAGUUUUUAUGAGCAGCCAGAUAUAGAAGGUCACACUUCCAUAGUUGAUCUCAUUGAACAUUCUAUAAAAGACUCGGAAAACGGUGCGUUCUGUUACUCAAGAUCGCGCUUGCCAGGGUCGGUCACGUACCCAGUUCGGUUGACCAAUCCUGUCUCUCGGUUCAUGCAAGUCCGUUCGCUGCAAUAUCUUUGCCGAUUUGUCAUUCGACAGUACACACGGAUUGAUCUGAUUCAGAAACUGCCUUUACCAAACAAAAUGAAAGAUUAUUUGCAGGAGAAGCACUACUGAACUGACUGCAGUGGGAUACGGUAGUGAAUUGCACUUUUUGUUUAGUGAUGCAUUCUUAAAACAGUUUACAUGUAUGGAGGUAAAGGCUUGACUUGUGUCAAAAGCAUAGGGCAACUAUCUGAUCUUCCCACAAAUAUGAGCGUAAAUUUGUUGUUGCUCAGAUUCAGUGUUUAAUUUUCAAUAGGGCUCGUCAUGGCUGCAUGGUAAGAAACAUAUUCAGGAUUGGGAUGCCAUUCCUAAUGAAUUUAUAGGCAUACAGAUUAUAUGAAUAUGAAUAGCAGAUGCUGUUUUGAAAGCUUGGAUUGAGUUGUGCAUUGACAGGCAAAACAGUUAUGUUGCUGUAAAGCUUCAGUGUUUGUAUGUUCUGUGCUGGAAAAAUAUAAUGUCGGCCAAAUUUUUGGCAGGUUUCAAUGGUUUUCUCUCUAAUAAUCGGUACGUUUUAAUUAAACUGAUUUUUGGUGGAAUAUGUGUAAAACUGUAUCAAAGAUCGAUUGACAGAUUUAGUGAAAGAAUAAGUAUUUAUUCAGGAUUUAUCUUCUACAAUUGCUAAAAGUAAAAUGUUUCACUUAAAAAUGUACUUUAAACAUUCUUUCUUUGCGAUUCAUUACAUUUUUGUAGAUCUGUGCAACAACAAAUUGAGUCAGUCGGGUAUCAGAGCGCCAAAAAAGGAAAGACUGUGAAUCACAUUCAGAACAGACAUUAUAGAAAAAUACUUAAAAAAUGAGAAUCUUUGAUUUUCCAAAAAGGGAGCAUGCAAAGAAGAAGAGUUGUUGUUUUAUUUUUAUUUAUGUUGUGUUGUUUGAUUUAUGCAGUAUUCUGUCCUGUCGAAAUGAUUGUACCAUUUGAUCAUAUUAAAUCAUUUUUGGCUCAUGA
Molecule: messenger RNA, 2909 nt
Organism: Myxocyprinus asiaticus (Chinese sucker)
Lineage: Eukaryota; Metazoa; Chordata; Actinopteri; Cypriniformes; Catostomidae
Gene: socs6a
Product: suppressor of cytokine signaling 6
Exons: 2
Coding region: 465-2036 (523 amino acids)
Biological process (GO): phosphatidylinositol phosphate biosynthetic process; regulation of growth; protein ubiquitination
Cellular component (GO): phosphatidylinositol 3-kinase complex
Molecular function (GO): 1-phosphatidylinositol-3-kinase regulator activity
Source: RefSeq, a predicted model, not a curated record